Messenger RNA from Episyrphus balteatus (marmalade hoverfly), 1512 nucleotides. It is a transcript of the gene Map60, whose product is annotated as myb-like protein V. The coding region runs from base 53 to 1309 and encodes 418 amino acids. The record is from RefSeq and is a predicted model, not a curated record. The transcript has 3 exons. NCBI's taxonomy places the organism in Eukaryota, Metazoa, Arthropoda, Insecta, Diptera, Syrphidae.
AAUUAAUAAAUUUAUAUAAAAUAAUUAUAAAUAAUCUAAACAAACCGCAAAAAUGCCAAUUCAAUUGGAUAAAAUUUUAGCUGAUAUUGCCGAAGAAAAGCCAUUGCAUCCGCUAAGCGAAGCCGCGAAAAUAAAAAAAGAUCAAGAUGAGGCUUGGAUUAAAGUUGGGAAGAAAAACAAACUUUCUGCACACGAGGCCAAAUCGAUUUUUAAAGUUCUGCAAAAGAAAUACGAACAAGAGAAGCUGAAGCCAUCGAGUACAUGGAAGCUGUUUCAACAAAUGGAAGAUAUAUGCAAAAAACAAGAAGAAUGCAAACCAAAAAUAGAAGAAGAAGAAGCCGAACAGGAAGAUGAAUCUAUGGUGGAAUUUCUUGAAGUUCGUGAAGAAGAUGACGAUUACGAAGAAGACAGCGACAACCAAGACAAAUCUAUGAAAAGCAACAAUCACAGCCCAACAACAUCACCAGAUAAAGAAACUCCCAAUACUGUAGAAGCUAAGCCAGAGCUCAAAGUUCUUAACUCCAAUUUAAUGGUGACACAGGCCUCAACUGCAGUUAAGCCGGAAUACAAUCAACCACAACAAAAACAAACACCUAUUUCAAAAGCUCUUCAAGCCAAAGGCAUAAGUGUUCGAAAGACAAAUUUGGGACAACCCAUGAAACAGACAACCCUAACUAAAAUGACAAGAGGCCCAGGAUCUGAGAAUGCCCGCUCAAUGUUGCUGCCUGAUUCAAUUAAACGCAAAUUGCAGAAUGUUGAUAUGCAACGUGAAGAAGCAACACCUAACAAGAAAAUGAACAUCGCAUCAUCACAAACAUCAACUGCACCAAUUGCACAGAUUCCGGAAGUAGAAAUAAAAAAGGAGAAUAUAGAAGAUAUGGAAACAAUAAUUACCCCAACAGUUACGUCCGGAACGGGAAUUAAUGUCAUAACGAUUCCAUCAAAUAACCAAACGAUUUCGAGUGAAUUAUCUAAUGGCAUGACAACACUCAAAUCGAAUGGCUUUAAUACACAAUUGGAAGAUUUAGAUUUCCAAAAAGACAUCAUUUUUGAAAAUAAUCCAUCAAGUAGCUCCAAAGCAAUCGGACAUACAACCGCUCCUGGAGAGAUAAUAAAUAUUGGCAAUUUCGAUAAUCAGCUUCCACCGACAUUUUUCAAAAAUCUCUGCAAUUCAAAUAGACACGAAGCUCUUGGUUUGUAUGUUGCUAAUGUUAUGAAUCGCGUUACUGGUAAAACAGCCGCUAAAUUAGAAAUAAAUAUCCUGAAAGCCAUCAUAGAAGCACAGUCGGACGAAAUGGCGCGACUAUAGAUUUAAAAUACUGACGAGAGUGUAUCUAUAUAAUCUAAACAUUGUAUUGACGAAAUUGUCUAAAUUAUAUUUAAAUUUUUAUAUCAAAUGUUUUUAAUCAAGAAAUUGAUUAAAAUUAAGAAAAAGCAAAAGCUCAUGUUGUUGUAUGUGUUUGGUAUUGUUUUUCGAAGUUUAAAUAUAUUCAGCUUUUAAGUUUAAACACA